GUAACUCCGACGUGGUCGGUCGCAACGGUCACCACCGUCAUGGUUUUCGUUUGUUUGUUUGCAGAGAGAUCCAUUUACAGAUUUGGAAAGUGGUUGAAGAAGACGAAGAGGAAAGCCCUCUCUGCUUCCUUGGACAAAAUCAAGGAAGAGCUUAUGCUGCUUGGACUGAUCUCGCUAUUGCUGGGGCAAUGGGCGAGGUGGAUUUCCCAAAUCUGCGUCAACUCAUCUCUCUUCAACAGCAAGUUCUUCACCUGCUCCGAGGGAGACUACAGCGACGAGAAGAUGGGAAUGCUAGCGACGGAGGACAUUCCUCCACAAGGAGUCGGUUACAUCCCCUCUCAUGUCUGCGGCUUGGAGCGCGAGCCGUUCGUCUCUGCGGAGGGGCUAGAGCAGCUUCACCGAUUUCUGUUUGUUUUGGGCAUCGCUCAUGUCCUCUACAGUUGCAUCGCCGUCGCCCUAGCCAUGAGCAAAAUAUACAGCUGGAGGAAAUGGGAAUUUAACGCCGGAGUGGUGGCAGAGGCGCAGGCGAGAGGUGAUUAAUUAUUCAAUCAUGUUGGUUGAAAAUAUGAGUGUAAUACAAAGAUCGUAAUACAACCUAACGAAGAAUGGAGAAAUUAAACGAAAAUAAACUGAAUUGAAAUUACAAAGAAGAAUUCGAAAUAAUAAACCGCAAAGA
This is a messenger RNA of Salvia splendens (bonfire salvia), 676 nucleotides long. Its product is annotated as MLO-like protein 4. Lineage: Eukaryota; Viridiplantae; Streptophyta; Magnoliopsida; Lamiales; Lamiaceae. Gene Ontology annotation, cellular component: membrane. The record is from RefSeq and is a predicted model, not a curated record. The transcript has 5 exons. Bases 40 to 540 code for a protein of 166 amino acids. Gene Ontology annotation, biological process: defense response.